This is a messenger RNA of Acanthochromis polyacanthus (spiny chromis), 7834 nucleotides long. RefSeq names its product solute carrier family 23 member 2 (gene slc23a2). NCBI's taxonomy places the organism in Eukaryota, Metazoa, Chordata, Actinopteri, Pomacentridae. Bases 313 to 2469 code for a protein of 718 amino acids. Gene Ontology annotation, molecular function: transmembrane transporter activity. The transcript is spliced from 16 exons. Gene Ontology annotation, biological process: transmembrane transport; L-ascorbic acid metabolic process. The record is from RefSeq and is a predicted model, not a curated record. Gene Ontology annotation, cellular component: membrane.
UGAGCAUGCGCGGCUGGAGAACGUCAACCCCCGUGGCUUUAUGAAACGCGAAAUCCCUCCAUGGGCAGCGCGUCUGGCAGCUGUCUCAAAGCGCGUUUAUCGAGGGCAAGAAGCUCGUCUCGGAGGAAACCGGGUCUGAAGACGGUCUCACCUGUCCCCCACCGCUGUCCGCCGUUUAUGUGAGCGACCCUCCGCCUUCAACCGCUUCUGUGUUCGGCUCCCGCUUCAACAACACACAGCACGGGGACGAGCCAGCGGUCGUAACGUUAGCCGAGAAGGGAAGUGGACUCCGUCUUCUCUUUCAUCAGGCAAAUGCUCCCAGCCGCCCAGCUUGACAGGAGUGAUGGGAUGUGUCAACUAGCAGGUGAGGCAGUCCUGGACAAUGUAAUCGGACUGACGGAUUCAUCUGCAGUGUUCACACCGGAGCAAGAUAAAGGAGGGACUGAGAUAGACGAGGAGGACAUCACAGACACAAGGAUGGGUGUGGGGAAGAAUACCACCUCGAAGUCAAUGGACACCACCAGUGAGGGUGGAAAAUAUGAAGAGGAGAGCAAACAUGGUGCAGAUUUCUACCCUAUUCCGGUGGUUGUAAAUGGAGUUGGCAGCGCCAGUGGAGACCAAGACACUGAGAACACAGAGCUGAUGGCAAUCUACACUAAGGACAACCAAGUAGCAGAAAAGAGCUCAAUGUCUGAGACGCUGGACAGCACAGACAGUGUGGACGCAAGGAGGAAUGAUAUGAUCUACACCAUCGAAGACACCCCACCCUGGUACCUGUGUGUGUUCUUAGGCUUACAGCACUACCUGACAUGUUUCAGUGGAACUAUCGCCGUGCCGUUCCUUCUCGCUGAGGCGAUGUGCGUCGGCUUCGAUCAGUGGGCCACCAGUCAGCUGAUAGGGACCAUCUUCUUCUGUGUGGGGAUCACCACCCUGCUACAAACCACACUGGGCUGCAGGUUGCCUCUUUUCCAGGCCAGCGCUUUCGCAUUCCUCGCACCAGCCAGAGCAAUCUUGUCACUCGAGAAAUGGAGCUGCAACAACACAGUGGUUCCAGCACUGAACAGCACAGAGCUCUUCCACACAGAGCACAUCUGGCACCCCAGGAUACGAGAGAUCCAAGGGGCGAUCAUCGUGUCGUCCCUGGUUGAAGUGUGCAUCGGAGCGCUGGGUCUGCCCGGGAUCCUGCUGAAGUACAUCGGACCUCUGACCAUCACCCCAACCGUGACCCUCAUCGGCCUGUCUGGUUUCCAAGCUGCAGGGGAGAGGGCCGGGAAACACUGGGGCAUUGCUAUGCUGACUAUCUUCUUGGUGCUGCUCUUCUCUCAAUAUGCCCGAAACGUUCACUUCCCUCUGCCAAUCUACAAAGCCAAGAAAGGUUGGACCUCUUACAGGCUGCAGGUCUUUAAAAUGUUUCCUAUCAUAAUGGCCAUCCUGGUGUCAUGGCUGCUGUGUUUCAUUUUUACUGUGACUGACGUUUUCCCGCCGGAGAAGGACAAGUACGGUUUCUACGCUCGGACAGAUGCACGUCAAGGAAUCCUGGCAGCUGCGCCAUGGUUCAAAAUCCCCUAUCCAUUUCAGUGGGGAACUCCAUCUGUGACAGCAGCUGGUGUCAUCGGCAUGAUGAGCGCUGUGGUGGCCAGCAUCAUCGAGUCCAUCGGAGACUACUACGCCUGCGCUCGCCUUUCCUGUGCUCCCCCACCUCCCAUCCAUGCAAUCAAUCGGGGGAUAUUUAUCGAGGGUCUUUCCUGUGUGCUUGACGGUCUUUUUGGGACAGGAAAUGGCUCCACGUCGUCCAGUCCAAACAUAGGCGUCCUGGGCAUCACUAAGGUGGGAAGCAGACGUGUGAUCCAGUAUGGAGCUGCCAUGAUGCUGCUGCUGGGGCUUGUGGGUAAAUUCAGCGCCCUGUUUGCCUCCCUGCCUGACCCUGUCCUGGGAGCUCUGUUCUGCACCUUGUUCGGGAUGAUUACAGCAGUGGGACUGUCCAACCUGCAGUUUGUUGACCUCAACUCCUCCAGGAACCUCUUUGUCUUGGGCUUCUCCAUCUUCUUUGGUCUGAUGCUGCCAAGCUACCUCAAACAAAACCCACUGGUCACCGGCAUAGUUGAAAUUGACCAAGUGCUGAACGUGCUCCUCACCACUGCCAUGUUUGUCGGAGGGUCUGUCGCCUUUAUUUUGGACAAUACUAUCCCUGGUUCCCCUGAAGAACGAGGCAUCAGGAAGCUGAAGCGCGGUUCUGGUCUCAGUGCAGCAGAACUGGAAGGGAUGAGAUCUUAUGAUCUGCCGUUUGGAAUGGACUUCAUCCGCAGAUACCCAAUCUUCAAGUACAUCCCCAUCAGCCCUGCGUUCACAGGCUACCAGUGGGGGAGGCUAAAGGAGUGCGGCAGGAGCAGAAUGGGACACGGGGAUGUGGUGAAGGGAGGAGGAAUGGGAGGGGAGGGAGGCACGGCGCCAGGGGAGAGUCGGGUAUAGCCAACGGGCUGGAGAAAUCCUAAAUGUUGCUGAAUUUGGGGAGCAAGGGAUGGUACACUAAGAUAAAAUGAUGGGAGAGUGGAGGACCGAAGCGGCACAGGAUUGUGUGGAAGAAAAUGUGAUGCACCAACCCCCCGUCAGUAUGUCUUUUCUUUAGCUUGUGUCAGUCUUUUCCCACUUCCCACUAUGCUAUUUUCAGCAUGCUAUAGCAAGUCAAAGCAUGCUACAAAAGAUGUCACCGUGCUGAGGCUGCUCGGUGUGCGUGCAUGUGUGUGCCGUAUGCAGUACCAGAUAACGGGUUCGUGCAUUGAUUUACCUGCACUUCAAUCCAGAGGGAGACAGAUGAGCAUCAGACGGUCGAAGCUGAUCGUCUGAUGAGUCGCUGACUCGUAAUCGCUGCUAAUUUCUACUGCCCGAGUCAUUUUUAUAAAACAUAUUCUACUAAAAGCACAGUAGAAUGGAUUAUGUCAAUUGAGGAUCUCGUCAUGAGUCGUUGGCCUCUAGACUUGUUAUGCAACCACAUUAGAGAAACGCGCAGACACACACACCGACAGCCUCACCAGCUUGAGCUCUGCAAUGCACGACAGGGGUCAUGUAGAUUGAUGGAAGUAGUUUGUUAGGUGCCCUAAGCCACGCAAAGUGAUUGUGAGAUUUAUUUUUGCACUAUCUGCCUCUUGAAUUCCAAACUAGAAUGUCACUUCACAGCCCGCUCCCCCAUUUCUUCAGUGAAAGCUCCGCAGAGACCCACUUAGCAGCACAUCACGUUUCAUGUUAGACAACCUCACAUCUCUCUUUGUUUUCACAUAGGAGAGCGCUAAUAUUCACCACAGCUCCCAUGUGAUUGGGCAAAAUAAAGUCACUAAUACGUCAGUUUACAUCUUAGUAUUAAGCAUCGGUUACUAACUAGACCAAAACUCUACCUUUCCUGAACACACCCUUGUCUCAUUCAGAUAUCGAAUGGGGCUUGUUUUACUUCACUUUGGAGCUAAAUUUAUUAUUUUAAGAGUUUUAUGUUUAUUCAGCAGCCUUUAUUUGCUUUACAUGUUGGCACUUACAUAAUGACACAAGCUUUGAAUAAUGCACGUGCUGCUGUGUCGACAGCAGUGCAUUUGCAAAAGCUACAGUAACGCACAAAGCAUGACGGACACGUGGCCUUUGUCAGGGAGACUUUGUGUACAUAAAUACCGGGCUUAAAACCGAUGCAUGACGACAGGAGAAUUAAAUGUUCUUUAUCCAGUGACAGCAGAGAUCUGUGGUCCUCUCUCAGUUUAGAGGGGUCACUUGUGCUCUGUUUUUAGCAGUAAUGUGAGUUAAAGUAGGAUUUACAAAGACAGCACCAUAAAUAAUGCACACCCAUCCAAACCCUUUUUUCUGUCAGUGCGGCAGCAUAAUUUCAACAAGUAAGGAGGGUUUUUUUUUUUUGGAGUGUUUAAAUGUAAUACAAGGGUUUCCUUUGUUUUGUUCUGUGCACUGACUCACAAUAACGUGUUUUUGCAUCAGCCGAUCAUGUCCGCUGCCGACAGUUGUCACAUGUUUGAUGGUGUUGAUGACUUCCCCUCACAUUCCUCCUCCCAUCCUCAGUCAUCUCCUCUCACUCUCAUCCUCUGCGAUUCGUUUACUGGAGGCAUUUGUUACUGCUCACGUCUGUUGUAUUUCAAGCUGUGGCAGCUCGUUUGGCGGAGUGACGCACAGCUUCAGAGCAUCGGCAGCCUAAAACCCUGAAGAGUGAAUCUUUUAUUUGACCACACUGUGUGCCUCUGCUGCUUUAAUUGAAAAGCAGCAGUUUAUAAAUUACCUUAGAAGAGUUUGCAACAAUAUAAUCGAGGAAAAUUGUAGAAACAAAGAGCCGCACAACUGCUAAAUAUUUAGCCCAGCUGAGACUUUUACUAAACCAAAAUGCGAAAAGCUCUUUUUUUUUUUUUUCCUUUUUCUUCUGACUUUUCUGUGUUAUCGUAUACCAAAACUUUUCUUUUCUUUUGUUGCUACUGAGAAACUUUAGUUUGGAAAUUAGUCUCAUCCCAAAUUUCUCCCUCUUUUUAUCUCUUUUAUUGAAGCUAUUUAUUUAUUUAUGAGAAGAAAGUUGUUUAAUGAUUGCUUGAAGCAGGUUUCUGUGUCUCUUGCACAAUGUUGAAAGUAUAUUUAUUAGUUUACUCAUUUAUGCCCUGUUUAGACAAGCCUGGCAGUUAUUGAACCGCUGCUCCUGCAUUCGGCCUCAGCUGCAGUUGGUGCUUUUAGAAACUUACCUGGAGACGACAGCUUUUAAAGGUAGUUACUAUUGUAAGAUGUAAGCUGCUUCAAUUUCAUUCCAUUAAUACCGUGUUGUUUUUAAAAGCAAGAGAAAAAACACUUACAGAUGUUGAACUGGAUCGUUUAGUCAAAUCUCCAUUUCAGGGCCUUUUUACUACAAGUACUGUUUGCACAUGUAAAGGUGCCAAGAAGAUCAGGGUCUGAGUGAGUAACGCUCACUAACCUGGAACCCUAAAAUGUCACUAUUGUGCUUUUCCAGUUUUAUAGUCGAGUAAGAACAUUGGUUUUUUUUUUUGUUUGUUUAAUGGACAUGAAGACAAGUGGCUGAACUGCUUUGUGGCUGAAUAUUUUUGACCAUUAGUAUCUGAGAGUAUGUCAAGCUUUAGCUGCUUUAUGGCUUCACCACUGAGACUCUUAUGAUUUGGUCACAUUUGACUUUUUCUCACCUUUUAUCCAGCAGCAAAUUGCAUCUUUAAAAGUAUUUUUUCUAUAUAUGUAAUAUUACAGAUGUUUGCUCAGGACAAAACCAAGGUUCAAAUCCAAUAUUUCCACAGACUCUGGUGUAGGACUGAGUAAUUAAUCGUAUAUCACAGGUUGAAACAAUGCAAAUGAGUUUGUGUUAAUGCAGAGUGUGUAAACCAACAUUUACAAUCUUGUCAAUGAUUUUACAGAUUCAUGGCGUCCUCCUUGAGUUACCACUAGCUUUUGACGGUAGCUCAUGUUAAUGUUAAUUUCAUGUCUAUUACCGAGUUUAUAUUGAAGUGAAGCUUCAGUUUUAAAUGAUGUAUUGAAAAUGUAAUUGCAGUCACAAUAUCUGUCAGAAAAAAUACAAUUAGAUGUUUUUCAAAGUGAUUUAGCCCAUACUGUUAUGAUUUUAGCGAAGCCUGUAGUAAUAUGCUGACAGAGGCCAGCAUUAACCCUCCUGUUGUCCUCAUUUACAGGCACCAAAAAAUAUUGUUUCCCUGUCUGAAAAACUUUCCAAAAUUCAGCAAAAAAAAUCCCCAAAUUUCUGAAAAUUUGCAAAACCUUCAUGAAGAAAGUUCCAAAAAUUCUUUAAAAGUUUCCCUUAAAAGUUUUAUUUAAAAAAAUACCCCAAAUUUGGCAAGAAAAUUCUUGUAAAUAUUUUCAAAAAAAUAGUAAAAAUCUUCCAAAAAAAUCCUAUAAAUAUCUAAAGUGAUAACCUAUAUAUAUCUGUAAAACUUCAAAUAUUUUCUUUAAGAACGGUCACAAAAACUAUCAACCUUUUGAUUUUUUUUUUGUGAAUGUUCUUAAACAUUCUUAACAUUUCUUUUUUCCACCAAAUAUUCAAAGAUUUCCCAAAAAUGUUGAAAAUGUGAACAUCAGAAGUUUCACUGUGAUUUUUUUUUUUUUCCCCCCCACAUUUUCAAACUAUAAAAUGAGUCAAUUUUGACCCGCAGGGCAACACGAGGGUUAAACCAAAAUGUGUGUCCUGAAUAGGAGUUUCAGUGAGAUGUUAAAUCUGCUUUGAUCAUAUUUACCACUAAUGUUACCAAAAUAGUCCUAAAAUUUUCUUUCUUGUCAUGUAGAGUCACAGAUUUUGUAUUUUUAUUAUGCCUUUAUUAGAUCGUGUGGAAAGGAGCUCAUGCCAGAUGUCAGUUAAUGCCAGAAUUUUUACUUACAUCUAUCAUAACACAAUAUGCAAUUUAGUAAAAUACAACCAUUUGCAUUGGUUCUAGAGUUGAAAUUCCUAAUUAGGUCACACAAUGCAGUAUUUAUGUGGAAAUGUUGGAUGUAAAUGUUGGUCCCACCACAUUAAAUGAUCAUCCUGGGUAGAUGGUGAGAAACAUACGGAGUGCUAGAGUCACAAAAGAAGCUAUUUAGAGACCUAAAUAAAAAACUAUAAAUCUAAAAUCUCACCAUCAAAACGUUGGCUGUGCUCAGGAUCUGGAUAGCUGUAAAUACAGAGCAGUGUUGGUAUAAAUCAGCAGCGUUGUUGUCGCUACGCCGGCUGAUGUUUUGACUCUCCUGCCUUCACUGCGACCUUGCUCCAGGACCCGGCGACGAGUGAGUAGACGUUAGACAGCAGCCGCCACCUCUUAUAUCUUCCCUGCCAGAGAAACCGAGGCGGGUUAGUCCUAAUGGAUUCUUCAAUACAUGCACACAUGAUGAUCACAUGCAACAACUUGUUUUCUGUGUCAUAUCACGUUCAUCCAACCAGCACUUACUUCUCCCGUCUCACAGUCUCUCCUCUCUCCACACAAAAUUUCUAUCCCCCCACCCGCAGUGAAAAUAUAUUGGUGUCCUCUCAUGUUUAGUGUACCUGGUUUUCUCCCCGGGAAUUCUUACUGUUGAUGAGACACCGGCUGGCCGCCUCAUUAAGAGCCUUGUUGGGGUUUUGGCAGCUGAGUGAACCUGCCUCAUCACUUCACCUCAAGACGAACAUCAGAUAUCUCUGUGCCUAAAGGCAGCUUCUACUUGAUUUUAACUUUUACCCUCCAGUUUUUAUCGUAUUUUCUUAUUUCAGCGUUCUAUACACAUUGUAGUUGUUACAAAAUCAGUUACAGUUUCAACAGUUGGGUUUUUUUGGCUUCACGUCUGUUUCACCAACAGAUAGCUCUUAAGAAGGCGGCCUUAAGGUGUGUAACGCAAAGACAUCAAUCCCUUUCAGUUAUUUUGAAGGGGGCGCUACCUGAAGAAUAUACUUCUCUGUAUUAAGUGUUUUAUCUUUUUCAAUGUUUUUGUUUUUUAUACAUUGUUUUUAUGUUUUUGCAAGCAGAUAUUUGUAAGAAACAAAAUCAUACCUUUUAAUCUUAAAUCAUGCUGGAAAGCGCACCAUCUUGUACUUUUUAUUUAAAAAGUAAAUACAUUUUGAUCCUAUUUUGAAUCUGUGGUUUGGUGGAAUCCUUUUGUUGGUUAGGACCUUUUUUGCAUAUUGUAUUUUUUUACUCUAACGUUGCUUUCUGUCCAUGUUAACACAUUAUUAGUACAAAUCAAAGAACAAGCGGAAAAACUUUAAACAGAUGUAAAAAAAAAGUGUAUAUUUAAUGGAGUACAGUUUGCUAAACAUUCUGGAAGAUAAAUUGUGUAAACUAAUUGUAGCAACAAAAUGUUUUAUUCUCUGUUCCUAAAACUAUUUAAUAAGAUGUUACAGAAUUCA